AUGGAUAAACAUUCAGCAAAAUCCGCACCCAAGAGAAUCCUCAGCAAGAUAUUCCCAAACUCCAAGAAGAAUAGCUCAGUCUCCCCUCAAAACGAAUGGACUCCAGAAUGGAUGGCCACUAUCUCCACCUCUAAUGACGAUAGUAAUUGGUACUCGACUGCGAUGACUCAUGCUACGCUCGCCAUCAUGUCUACAAACGAGCAAGAAGGAACCAGUCAUGUCAGAGAUCGACAUGACGAAGAAGACGAAUCUAGGCCGUCCAUGCCCAGACGAUACAGUUUCUCUACGGUCCAUGAUAACGGGAGACAGAGAUUAGUCGCCGCAAAGAGAGCAGAGUACCAAGCCAAGAUGCAGGCGUUUGACGAGCUCAUACAACGAAGGCGGGGUAGUACUUUACGAAUGGCCCUUACUCCUGACGUUACUUGCUAA
Molecule: messenger RNA, 429 nt
Organism: Paraglomus occultum
Lineage: Eukaryota; Fungi; Glomeromycota; Glomeromycetes; Paraglomerales; Paraglomeraceae
Source: the annotation of a GenBank genome assembly